CGCGCGCGCGCGCGCGCACACACACGCACACACGGCCAGUGAGCAACAGGUAGCAUUGCUCCAUGAGAUCCUCAGGGAGGGAAACUCGCUUCAACACACACUUUUUAGCUUGUUUUUCCACGCGCCCCGCAGCCGUGUCCGUGCGCCUCGGACGCGCAUUAACGCCGAACAACUUUCCGACCGCGUGUUGACGGAGACAAGUUCACUCUGCGACUUGUGGAAGGAUCUCGGAUUUGUGCGCAAGGAUCUUUUCUGUAAUCUGGUGAAAACCGAACAGGUUUAAUAUGACGGCUGGAGGAACAUGCGGAGAACCGAGAUCCAGGAUCGGCUUGUAAGGAAUCGCACCUGAUUAGAGACGAUUGAAGCGAUUCGUUCAGCAGGACUAAACCUAAAGGGGGAAAGAAUAAAGGAAAAACAUAUUUACACUGUCCGAUUGUUGCGAAUCGGAACCGGCGGGGUAACGGAGCGCGUAAAAAGCCGCAAGGAAGUCACGCGUUCAGGUUCACGUCGUGCGUCCGUUUUGCGUGACGCAGCUUUGGAGAUUUGUCUUGUAACCGAGUUCUGAUCGGGCCACCUGUUUAUUUAUUUAUUUUUGUUUAUUUUGUUUAUAUUUUUUGUUUGUGUUGUUUUUAAAGGGAAUGCGUAACAGCCGAAAUGUAAAACCAUCCAAUGGAGAUCUCUAAGCGCAUGAUCAGGACGGAGAGUUACAAACCUUUCUGGCUGCCUGAAAUGUGGUGCCUGGUUUUCCUUCUGAACUGAAUUGCAUGACAGCAUCUCGUAUGACUGGGACAGUUGCACACGUUAGGGGUCCUGCUCCAGUCAGUGCCUUCAUGCUGUCUUACCCACACUCUGCACAGGACAUCCAACACUAAUUAGUGGGAUUUUAAUUAGCCUUCAUGUUCCACUGUAAAGUGAGGUAACAUUUGAGGCAUUUUGUUUCCAACAAUGAUCACUGCUUUUCUUGAGCUCUUUAGAGAGCUGUCAUUACUGAAGGAUUUGCCUUUCGCAAGCACAUGUCUCCGGGCCUAUGUGGACCACUGGUAUUAAUUGAAAAAUCCAUCAAGGAAGUAGAUUUAAAUCUCGAGUUCGACCGCGUUGACACAACCAGACGGACCCUGGAAGUUUUCUUGGUGCGCCAGUGGUUUUGAACAGUGCAUUAUGCGUGCCUGGGCCCCGAAUCUGCAGCUGGGUCAAUGAGGCUCGCCGCACAGCGCCUGGCCGGGCUUUGGCCGUGGCUGAUCACGGCUGCCCUGCAGGUGGCGCUGGGCCAUGCGGGCCUGGAGGUGGAGGCGACCCGCGCCCUCAUCAAGGUCACGCUUCUCAACCCCAAAGCCACGGUCAGGCCCAUCACCCUGGAAGGGGUGUUUGCUGGAAGCAGCAGCGGAAUCGCUGAGGGUAAACUCAUGCAGUCUCACCCGCUGUCUCUGUGUAACACCAGUGAGGAUGAGCGGCAAGAAAGCUUCUUCAUUAGCAUUGUUAAGCUGGAGAGUCCAGAGAGCAAAGUGCCCCAGUGCCUCCCACUCCUGGAGAAGGCUCAGCUGGCGCUAAACAGGGGAGCUCAGGCUGUCAUUUUUGACAUCACUGACAAUGUUCACGCUGCUAAUGAGUUGAACUCUGGCUACCUGAAGAAGCCAGUGGUGAUGGUGAAGGCAGCAGAUGCUGAGGAGCUGAUGAGACUGGUCAAUAAGAAUGAGGAGGCCAAGGUCGAGAUCAACUUCAUGAUGGAGACACCAAAAUGGCCUCAAUAUGAAGUGGGAAUCCUCUUGACAGUCGUCUUGGUUGUGCUGUCAAUCAUUAUGAUCUUUGCCUUUCGCUCUCGCUGCAGGUCUAACCGAACUUGGGACUCGGUGCACCAGCAGACCAUGCGGGCUAUUAGCAGGCUGGAGACACGUACUUACAGCUCUCAGGGCUGCUCGGGAGGAUCCCAUCAUUCACGUGGUGGCCAAGGGUCAAACAGCAGUUCCAGCUCUGGGCCUAUGUGUGCCAUCUGCCUCGAGGAGUUUCUGGAUGGACAGGACCUGAGAAUCAUCUCAUGUGCACAUGAGUUCCAUAAGGAGUGUGUCGACCCUUGGCUGCUUCAGCACCGGACCUGUCCACUUUGCAUGCACAACAUAAUGGCAGGUUCAGAGCCAAGUGGCCGUCGGCCUCAGAGAACUCGAGGACAUCCUCGUCCAGAGCACAGCCAGGCUUUUCUUCACCCACACCCACAACAUUACUCAGCUUCUCAUUCUUUUCCCCAGCACCCUAUUCCUUUCUCUCUACGACCGAAUUACCCUCGCACCCUUUCGGGACCCUAUCCCCAGCUGGGAGCCUAUGGUGGCUCCCCAUCCUACCACACUCGCUUCUUAAGCACGAGCUGCAGCUAUCAUCUUUCCGCUGAAGGGCACCGUGCCCGACCUCGGCACAGCUGCCGCAACGUUGGGCACCACUAUACAUCGCCACGUCGUCCGUGCCAUCACUGCCAUGCUAACCGGACACGACAUCAAAACCAUCACCAAAACCUCCGUCACGGAGGGUCUCAGGGGUGCCAGGAUGAGGGCAGCUGUUCGGGGGCCAGCUAUGGCACGGAGCGCAGUGGCUACUUCCCUGAAGGACCUGGCAGUGACUCAAGUUCAGGCCCAUGCCACGGCUCAUCCAGUGACUCAGUGCUCAACUGCACCGACGUAAGCUUGCAGGGUGUCUAUGGCAGCUGCUCCACCUUUCGUAGUUCACUCAGCAGCGAGUAUGACCCAUUUGUCUACCACAGUGCCGGUUCUGAAGGUCCGACAGGUAGUAUCAGGCCUCGAUCUCUAGAUUCAGGAGUUAAUCAGACUAAUGGAGGACAUGGAUUUGAAGAACCACAGCAGCAACAGGCUGUAUUCAGCCAUGUGCACUACCAUAGACACAGACACCACUAUUACGAAGAGGGCGAGCCCAGCCAAGGACCAGGACGAGGCUCUGAUGAAGAUCAAGGGACUGCGGGAGGAGAAGCAGCAGGCAAUUCUCCUAUGAGUAAAGACUCAACUUUGUGUCAGGGGGCUCAUGUUGCCUGCCAUUGCCCCAAAACGGACUCUAUAGACAGGUGUGGACCACCUGGUGGAAUGGAGGAUCGGGACCCAGCUCCUCCAUCCCCCAGUUCUUCCUUGCCUGCCACCUCAGUGCUGAACCCUGCACCAGCCUGCUGCCACCCAGGGCACCCACACUGCCAAAAAAAUACCCCCUGCAGUCUGGAAGCUUCUGUCCCACCCAUGACCGCUGUGCACUUCCAUCAAAGAGUUAAUUUACAGGAUGAUUGCAGCAUCCACAUUCACUAUGGGCAAAGUCCUGCAGGUUACUGCUGCCCCCCUCCUUUGGGUGCAACAUCCACACUGCUGCCCGUACCAGUAAUCCUGGACUCAGGCGGGCUGUCAGAGUGGCCCUGCUGCAGGGGGGCACGAAGGGGGUGGCAAAAGCAGGUGCAACAGGCUCACUCUGAGCCACAGCUAAUAGGGACCGGCACUGUAUUGGACACACCUCUGUGCAGAGGGCAUCACAGUGCUGGGCACGAGCUGCCCACAGACAUCUGUCUCUACUGCCAAAGUGUACGCAAUAAUCAGGGAUCAGAGGAAGAGUCUGGUGUAUGAGAACUCUCUCCAUCCCCAAACCUCACGCUGCUACACAAGAGCCGACAUGGACAAACAAACUGGUCGUCUCUUCUUCUCUUUUUGUCUUUCACUCACCCACUUUUGUCACAGUCUUCCAAAUAAUUCCACAUCUCAAGACAGGCAUCAUGUCUCAGCAUUGCUCCGUUCCCACUGUUGUUUUGUAACUACGUCUGAUGCUCUUGGAAAAAAAUUGUUCUUUAGAUGGUUUUGUUUUUAGAUUUUGAAAGGGAUUUUAUUUCGCUUGUUUCCUGUCGUUUUUUUUAUUGAAACCUUUUACUAGAGGAUUCUCUAAGAGUCAAAUCAACAUUUUGAUAAGAGUAUGUUAGUUAAAACUCAAUUCCAGCAGGUUGUAAUUGAUGGUUAAUGGUACUGUUGAUGUAUUAUGUACUUAUAACCCAAGGUUCUGAAUUUUUCGUUUUCAUGUUUACCCUGCAUUACUCAGUGAACCGGGGGAUGCUGGAUAAACCUUCACAAAAGUGUGAACAUGACUGAUCCCACAUUUUUUUUUGUUUUGUUUCAGAAACCAUUAGAUAUUUAAUUAGAGCAAAAAGAGUCCCUGAAUUCCUCAGUUACCUCCAUGUUUUACUGCAAGUUGGGGUAGCAGAUGCAGACCCCUGUCUUCAGAAAACAAGAGAAUAUUAUGUUAUUGAAGAAAAAUAAUACCCAUGGUGAUUUUGUAUAGCCGUUACAGGCAAUACUUUUAUCCCCCAUAUGAUGUAACAUCCUGUCUGCUACUAGAACUAGGAAUUAGACCCAUUGGCACCCUUUUACUCAUUUGAUCUUAUCUUUGCAGAACACUGAACACACCCCAACAUAUGAUAUCAUCAUGAUGUCAUUCACUGUUCGUGCUGCACAUGAAACAAGCGCCUCUCUUUCUUUAUCUCUUUUUCUCUCUCACUCUCUCUCUCUCUUUUUUCUAUCUUUCUUUCUCUCUCCAACCUACCUCAGAUAAUCAGAAAAGUCCUGUUCACAUCACGGUACUUCAAAAGUAAAGCUCUUGCAUGGCACCCUCUCUGUUUACUUCUGAUAAGUAAAAGAUCGAGUGCUUUACAUAAUGUCUCCUGAAAAAAAAAAAAAAAAAAGUUCAGUGACUGUUUGGAGGUCAUUUAGGUUUCGGGUCUUGUGCUCAUUAACUUGAGAAAGGCAGCUGUUGUUUGUGUCACUUUUUUUUUUUUUUUUUUUUGUAUUUUAUGUCCUGUUUGUGUUUUCGGCUAUAAAGAAGCAAAGUGACUGAAAACUUUACGGUUGGCAAGGAUUUCAGAACCUACUUUUGGUCAUUUUUAUGACUUCUUGUCAUUCAGCUUGGGCUGAGGAAGCACUAGAUUACCCAUAAGUACAUGCUUUUACCUCUGACCCUUUACCUCGUGUAUGACUCGCGUACGGAUAUGGAUCAUUUCAAAAACGGCCUGCAAGCUUGCCGAAGGUGCCUCUCUUUUUUUUUUUUUUUGACUUACUACAAGAUUUUCAAUGUUUUCAUCAUUUCACAAUGCUCUAUUCAGUGUUCCUUCUGAAGUCGGUAUGCAUUUUUCCUUGGAAAUAUAUAUUACAGUAUGUUCUAUUUAGAAUACCUGAACAGCAUGUUGCAGUCAUUAUCCAUUUUCAUAACCAGCAGGCAAUGUCUAUUAUUAAAUAUAGAAAAACACUGACAGUUGUCAAAUAAUCAACAUGAUUUUUAUGCCAAAAUGAUUAUUAUGAUUCAAAUUUGCCAUGUCUUUACUUUUUGUUGACUUUGUUUUUUUUUGCCCUGUACUUUUUCACAUGCAAAAAUUUCAAAUUUUCAUUUCCUCUUUCAAGGUGAGCCUGGCUACAAAGGGGGGUUCGAUUGUCACCUUUUUAAAAGGUUAAAACUUUAAUUCAUAAAAUCGUACAUCAGGUCAUUGUUGUAUAUAGAUAAACCAUUGAAUUAAACCUUGAGGGUUGUUAUUAUUAUUUAAUUUUUUUUAAGAAAUGAAACCACUAUUGAUCUUAUUCAUUUCAAAUGGAGAUAUUUAGAGAGAGAGAGACUUAUUUAAAGUUAAGAAUGAAAUAGUAA
Messenger RNA from Silurus meridionalis, 5655 nucleotides. RefSeq names its product E3 ubiquitin-protein ligase RNF43. Gene Ontology annotation, biological process: ubiquitin-dependent protein catabolic process; Wnt receptor catabolic process. The coding region runs from base 1194 to 3602 and encodes 802 amino acids. The transcript is spliced from 9 exons. Gene Ontology annotation, molecular function: frizzled binding; ubiquitin protein ligase activity. NCBI's taxonomy places the organism in Eukaryota, Metazoa, Chordata, Actinopteri, Siluriformes, Siluridae. The record is from RefSeq and is a predicted model, not a curated record.